AUGGCCGUCGGUGGACGGAGGCGGCGGAUACGUUUCAGCAAGCUCUAUAGUUUUUCAUGCUUUAAGUCUUCGUUCAAGGAUGAGCACCGCCAAAUUGGGCACAGAGGUUUUUCUAGAGUUGUUUAUUGCAAUGAACCGGACAACCCAGAACAGAUUCAGCUGAGAUAUAGGAACAAUUACGUUUCCACCACAAAGUACACCGCCCUAAAUUUCGUUCCAAAGUCUUUGUUCGAGCAAUUCAGGAGAGUUGCCAAUGUCUAUUUUCUGGUUGUGGCUUGUGUGUCUUUCAGUCCAUUGGCACCAGUCAAAGCUACCACUAUAUUAGCUCCUCUUCUGGUGGUAAUUGGAGUCACAAUGCUUAAAGAAGGGAUCGAAGACUGGAGGCGGAGGCAACAGGAUAUUGAGGCCAAUAAUAGAAAGGUUGAAGUGUAUGAUAGAAAUGGAAGAUUUGAAUCCACUAGGUGGAAGAAUUUACGAGUUGGCAAUCUUGUUAAGGUUUACAAGGAUGAAUAUUUUCCGGCUGAUCUGUUACUUUUGUCAUCGAGCUAUGAAGACGGGGUUUGCUAUGUUGAGACUUCCAAUCUCGACGGAGAAACUAAUCUGAAGGUAAAGCAUGCCUUGGAUAUCACAACCCCACUGCGUGAUGACAAUUCUGUGCAAAACUUUAGAGCAGUGAUCAAGUGUGAAGACCCAAAUGAGGAUCUUUAUUCAUUUAUUGGAACUUUGGAAUAUAAUGGCAAGCAUCCUCUGUCCGUUCAACAAAUUCUUUUAAGAGAUUCUAAGCUUCGAAAUACGGAUUAUGUUUAUGGUGUGGUUGUCUUCACUGGUCAUGAUACAAAAGUUAUGCAAAAUGCCACGGAUCCUCCAUCUAAAAGGAGUAAAAUUGAGAGGAGAAUGGAUAAAAUAGUAUACACUCUUUUCAUUACCUUGAUUGUCAUUUCUUCAGUUGGUUCUGUGUUCUUUGGUAUUGAGACCAAGAGUGAUGUUCGUGAUGGGGAAUUAAAAAGGUGGUAUCUUCGACCUGACCGUACAAUAAUCCUUUUUGAUCCCCGAAGAGUUUCAGUUGCUUCAUUUUUCCAUUUCCUGACUGACCUUAUGCUAUAUCAGUAUUUGAUACCAAUUUCGCUUUAUGUAUCAAUUGAGAUUGUAAAGGUGUUACAGACUAUAUUUGUUAAUCAAGAUCGGGAAAUGUAUUAUGAAGAAGCAGAUAAGCCAGCACGUGCAAGGACAUCUAAUUUGAACGAAGAACUAGGUCAAGUUGAUGCUAUCCUUUCUGACAAGACAGGUACUUUAACGUGUAACUCUAUGGAGUUUGUCAAGUGUUCUAUAGCAGGCACAGCCUACGGCCGUGGAUUGACCGAAGUAGAGAGGGCUCUUGCACAUAGAGAAGGGGAUGGAGUUUCUGAAAUCAAUGAUUCUUCUUUAGAUGCACAGGGGUUUGAGAAGGAAACAACAAAUUAUGUUGGGUCAAUCAAAGGUUUUAACUUCAAAGAUGAACGUAUAAUGAACGGUCGAUGGGUUAAAGAACCCCAUUCUGAUGUCAUACAGAAAUUUUUUCGAGUUUUAGCACUCUGCCAUACUGCCAUUCCUGACGUCAAUGAAGAAUCGGGUGAAAUUUCUUAUGAAGCUGAGUCACCAGAUGAGGCGGCCUUCGUUGUUGCUGCGAGAGAACUUGGUUUUCAGUUUUAUGAAAGAACACAAACGAGUAUUUCAGUGCAUGAGUUAGACCAUGAAACUGGGGAAAGGAUUGACAGGUCAUACGAGCUUCUUCAUGUCCUAGAGUUCAGCAGUGCCAGGAAAAGAAUGUCAGUAAUUGUCAGAAAUCCAGAGAACCAGUUGUUACUUCUUUGCAAGGGUGCGGACAGCGUAAUGUUUGAGAGGCUCUCUCAAGAAGGGCGGUGUUUUGAAGAUGAAACAAAAGCUCAUAUUCAGAAGUAUGCAGAAGCUGGUUUACGGACUCUAGUAAUUGCAUAUCGAGAACUUAAUGAAGAAGAAUACAGUUCAUGGGAGCAGGAGUUUGUGAAGGCUCUAACUUCUGUGACCGCAGACCGAGACGCCUUGGUGGAUGCAAUUGCCGACAAGAUUGAGAGAGAUUUGAUUCUCCUGGGUGCUACCGCUGUUGAGGACAAACUUCAGAAAGGGGUUCCUGAAUGCAUUGAGAAACUUGCAAAUGCUGGCAUUAGGAUUUGGGUCUUAACUGGUGAUAAAAUGGAGACUGCAAUCAACAUUGGGUAUGCUUGUAGAUUACUGAGGCAGGGUAUGAAACAGAUCCUUAUUACUUUAGAUUCACCUCAUGUGAAAGAUUUGGAAAAAAGUGGGGAUAAAGAAGCUCUUUCCAAGGCUUCAAUGGGAAGCAUAAGGAAGCAAAUAAGAGAAGGAAAUUUACAAGUCAGGUCAGCUAAAGAAAGUUCUAGCUUGUUUGGUUUGAUAAUUGAUGGACAAUCGCUGUCCUUUGCUCUUGAUCAAGAUCUGGAGAACUCAUUUCUGGAGCUUGCAUUGAAGUGUGCAUCUGUUAUAUGCUGUCGCUCCACGCCUAAGCAAAAGGCUUUAGUAACCAGGUUGGUGAAAAAAGGGACAGGGAAGACGACAUUAGCAAUUGGUGAUGGUGCAAACGAUGUAGGCAUGCUUCAUGAAGCUGAUAUUGGAGUUGGCAUAAGUGGUGUUGAAGGCAUGCAAGCUGUGAUGUCAAGCGACUUUGCAAUUGCUCAAUUUCGCUUUCUUGAGCGGCUGUUGUUAGUCCAUGGUCACUGGUGCUACAGGAGGAUAUCAAUGAUGAUAUGUUACUUCUUUUACAAGAACAUUGCAUUUGGUUUCACCUUAUUUUGGUUUGAAGCUUACGCUUCUUUCUCGGGUAGAGCUGCUUACAAUGACUGGUAUAUGUCAGUCUACAAUGUAUUCUUCACUUCACUUCCUGUUAUUGCGCUGGGAGUCUUUGAUCAGGACGUUUCUGCAAGGUUUUGUCUUAAGUAUCCUGAACUAUAUCAAGAAGGGGUGCAGAACGUCCUUUUCAGAUGGCCACGCAUUCUUGGUUGGAUGUUUAAUGGGUUUCUAUGCUCCAUGAUUAUAUUCUUCCUUUGCUCAAGCUCUGCCCUGGUUCAGGCUUUUCGUAGAGAUGGUAAAGUGGCAGACUAUGGAGAGUUUGGAGUUGUUAUGUAUACUAGCGUGGUUUGGACUGUGAACUGCCAAAUGGCAUUGUCUAUCAAUUAUUUCACCUGGAUCCAGCAUUUAUUCAUCUGGGGUAGCAUUGCCCUAUGGUAUGUCUUCCUUGUCGUCUAUGGUUCUACGACGCCAACUUUCUCAACGACAGCAUAUAAGGUGUUUGUGGAGGCCUGUGCGCCGAGUCUGUUCUACUGGAUAUCAACCCCUGUUGUUGUGGUUGCUGCUCUCUUACCAUAUUUCUCAUACAGAGCGUUCCAAUUUAGGUUUAAACCAAUGUAUCAUGAAAUUAUUCAAAGGCGGCGACAUGAAGGCGAGACAGUGGAUUCCGAGGAAUCACAAGAGGAACGUCAAAACGAGAGAUAG
Messenger RNA from Oldenlandia corymbosa var. corymbosa, 3522 nucleotides. The record is from the annotation of a GenBank genome assembly. Lineage: Eukaryota; Viridiplantae; Streptophyta; Magnoliopsida; Gentianales; Rubiaceae.